CAUUUCGUUGCGUCCAACCUCAAGUGGCCCGCGUCGCUCGACUCGUCCCAUCCUCUCCCUCAUCCCCGCACUCUUCAUACCGGCAAUGGCUGCAGGCCCGGUCCCCCCACCCAACGCUGAAGCAUCCUCCAGCAAGCACUCAAUAUACGAAGCCAGCACACAGUAUCGUCACUGGCGCUUCUCACCAGAGGAUCUCGCGCAAACGCGCACAGCCCUCAACGCCGCUGCGGUCUCUGUUAUCCGCGACGCCUUUGAGAUAGAUGAGACAGGUUCCUCUGCAGACGUAUCCUUCCUCGACGCAGACGAGGAAUGCUUACUGGUCAAGCUGUAUAUCGGAAAGAUCUCACAACUAUGUGAUCUCUUCCGGUUUCCGGAAGAGGUAGAGGCCACCGCCAUGACAUAUCUCAAACGCUUCUAUCUCAAGAACACCGUGAUGGAUUGGCAUCCGAAGAACGUCAUGCUCACUGCAUUGUUCCUUGCCACCAAGACAACAAAUAACCCCAUACCCGUUGACACAUACACGUCGCGCAUUCCCAAAACACAACCCUCCGAUGUACUCGACUUGGAGUUCCUAGUGGCACAAAGUCUAGGCUUUGACUUCGCUGUGUGGCACGCACAUCGAGCGCUUUGGGGAAUGUCAUUAGAUGUGCAGGCCAUACCCGAGACUACCCGCGAAGAAGUGCACCGUGCAUAUCAGAUCGCCCUCAACCACGUUCGUGCAUCUCGGUUGACGGACGCCGAGCUGUUAUUCACACCGGCACAAAUAGCCCUAGCAUGUCUUUCGACGGCUUCACCACAUCUAGCGGUGUCUUGGGCGCGCCUCAAGCUUGCGGACCAGGCAGACGCGCUGCUCUCCGGUAUCGAGCCAAUCAAGGCCAUGGUCGGUGCUCAUGGGGCACUGCCGAACUUGGAGGCCGUGCGGGAUGUGGACCGGCGGCUGAAGCUCUGCAAAAACCCGGAGAAAGUGGUGGGUAGCAGAGCAUACCUCAAGAAACAAGGAGAGGCAGAACAGAAGGCAGACGAGAAGAGGAGACGGAAGGCCGCUGCGGUGAGGAAGGCGAUGGAGGAAGGUGAUCCAUUCGGCAGUGAGCUCGCCGGGGAUGGCGGAAUGGAGGAUGAUGACGAUGACGAUUGAAGCGGUGCUAUAAUGGUAGCAAGCUUCUUGCGUCUGUGUGAUAUGCUUUGAUGACCCGUCGUCCUGUAUAUGUAUGACAUUCCGAGAUGGCAUCUGGAGAUAUCGUUACUGGUCAUUGCUACCAAUACCAACGAACUACGUGUGUACCGCCGAAGGGCAGUACACCUGUACAGUAUG
Molecule: messenger RNA, 1312 nt
Organism: Fomitopsis serialis
Lineage: Eukaryota; Fungi; Basidiomycota; Agaricomycetes; Polyporales; Fomitopsidaceae
Product: cyclin-like protein
Exons: 4
Coding region: 86-1135 (349 amino acids)
Biological process (GO): regulation of cyclin-dependent protein serine/threonine kinase activity; regulation of transcription by RNA polymerase II
Cellular component (GO): nucleus; transcription factor TFIIK complex
Molecular function (GO): cyclin-dependent protein serine/threonine kinase regulator activity
Source: RefSeq, a predicted model, not a curated record